Racocetra persica is the source of this 1272-nucleotide messenger RNA. Lineage: Eukaryota; Fungi; Glomeromycota; Glomeromycetes; Diversisporales; Gigasporaceae. The record is from the annotation of a GenBank genome assembly.
AUGGAAGCUCCGAAUUACGAAACAGUAAGAUCUGACGACGAAUUCAUAAAUAAUGCUGAACCAACAAGAAUACAAAACCUUUAUGAAGUUACUAUUAAAUCAGGAAAUGAGGUUAAGGACACUGAAAAAGCUAAUAAAACUCAACAUAGAAAAGUUAUGUCUAAAGAUGCUACCAAGUGGUAUAAAAAUACUAAAGCCGUUUUGACUGCCUUCAAAUCAAAUUUUUUGUUGAUUUUUUUACCUCCCGCAAUUAUUUUGAAGAAUUUUCACGUCAAUGAGGGUUUAGUGUUUGUCUUUAAUUUUUUGGCAAUUAUUCCGUUAGCCAAAAUUAUGACUGCAUAUGGCGUAGUUCUACAUGCCUGCGCUGGAAACUUUGUCGAGCUGGUUAUUUUAGGUUACGCUUUAAUGGAUAGAAAUUAUUCCAUUGUCCGUUCAUCUUUACUUGGCGCUAUUUUGUGUAAUAUAUUGUUGAUUCUUGGUGUAGUCUUUCUGGCUGGUUCAUGGCCAAGGGUUCAUCGUGAUUCAAUGCAUGCUCAUUUGAACACACAGUUAUGGGUAGCAACUAGUGCUUCAACACUCGCUCUCGCUGUUCUUGCUCUCGUAACUCCUGCUGCAUUCAAGAUUGCUGCUCCUACCGGUACUGGUAUUGAAUGUGACAUUCAAAAUAUCAGCCAUUCUACUGCUAUUGUUUUAUUACUCGUAUACUUUGGUCUAUUGAUAUUUCAGCUGAAGACUCACGCUCAUGAAGCUUUUGACACUGAAGAAUAUAUUCAAAAAACAGCUAAAUAUUUCAUUAUAUUUGAUGUGCUUUUAAUUCUCUUGGCAGGUUUUGGUAUUACUGUAUGUUCAAGAUACCUUGUGACAAGUAUUGAACAUUUAGCUCACAACUUUAGACUUGGCACCGGUUUUAUUGGGAUGGUCCUUAUCCCUCUUUGUGUUGUUUCUAACUUUAUGGAGCACUAUGAUGCCAUCAAAGUAGCUUCUAAAGAUAAGGUCGAUACAGCUGUUAGUUUGGUCCUCAAUACUUCCGUGCAAAUUGCUCUUUUAAUUGCUCCUGCACUUGUUCUUUUCGGUUGGGCAAUUUCUAGGCCAUUAACUUUGGAUUUCAACGUAUUGGAAGUCAGUGUGUUAGCUUGUGCUAUGUCUUAUGUUAUGGUUGCUGUUGUGUUCUUCUAUCUUCCUGAGAUACCUGAUCUUCCUGAAAAUGCAAAUUGUAACCCUUGGAGCCGAAACCUUCCUCCAGAAGGUUCUACAAUAAAUAUUGAAGAUAUU